This is a messenger RNA of Ambispora leptoticha, 4161 nucleotides long. The record is from the annotation of a GenBank genome assembly. Lineage: Eukaryota; Fungi; Glomeromycota; Glomeromycetes; Archaeosporales; Ambisporaceae.
AUGAAACUUAAAGAAAUUCCUCGCACUGCAACUUUUGCCUGGAGCCCUGGGCAGCAUUUGCCCAUUAUCGCUAGUGGCACGGUUGCUGGUGCCCUCGAUGCUUCAUUUUCGAACACUACAGAGUUGGAACUUUUCCACCUGGAUUUACAUAAUUCUGAUGCUAGUAACGAAUUAAAACCUGCAGGUGUUGUUACUAGUAAUACAAGAUUUGACAGACUUGCAUGGGGAAACGCUUCUGAUAAAGCAUAUGGCAUUAUUGCUGGCGGCAUGGAAAAUGGUGAAUUGGAUUUGUGGGAUCCAGCAGUUAUUUUAGAGGGUGGCGAUGCUGAAAAAGCUCUUCUGUUGCGAAACAAGCAACAUUCCGGUAAUGUUCGUGGACUUCAGUUCAAUCCUUUCCAGAAUAAUGUAUUGGGAUCAGCGGCUACGAACGGCGAAAUCUUUAUUUGGGAUUUGACAAAUCCCGAAAAACCUUAUGGUCCGGGUACACGAUCCCCAAAACUCGAAGAAAUCACAUAUUUGGCCUGGAACAAUCAAGUACAACACAUAUUAGCCACAUCAUCGACCACAGGUUACACAGUGAUUUGGGAUUUGAAAAAUAAACGCGAGGUAAUGCAUCUAUCAUACAGUGGCCCCACUGCGAAUAUAGGCACACCAUAUGGGAUGGGUACAUUAAAUGUGGCUGGAGCUCUUGGAGGUGGUGGUAGAAGAGGAACUACUUCGGUUGCUUGGAAUCCAGAUGUGGCUACACAAUUAAUUACCGCUUCUGAAGACGACAAUAAUCCCGUGAUAGUAAUGUGGGAUCUUCGUAACGCACAUGCUCCAGAAAAGGUUUUAACCGGACAUACAAAAGGGGUUCUAGCACUUUCUUGGUGUCGAAAAGAUGCCGAUCUAUUGUUAUCAAGUGGAAAAGAUAAUCGAACAUUAUGUUGGAAUCCAAGAACAAGUGAAAAAAUGGGCGAACUUCCUCCUAGUUUAAAUUGGACUUUUGACGUUCAAUGGUGUCCUGGAAACCCAGAUUUAUUGGCAACCGCUUCUUUUGAUGGCAAGAUCAGUGUGCAUUCGUUGCAGUCAGCUCAAGAUCCUCAGCCUUCAAUACCGCAAAGUGAUGAUCCUUUCGCGCCGAUCACAUCAUCUUAUCAUCAGCCAUCUUUGUCAUUAAAGCAACCACCUAAAUGGCUAAGGCGUCCUGUUGGGGCUAUUUUCGGCUUUGGUGGCAAAAUAGUGUUUUUUACUAACAAACCAAUAGUGGGAAUAAGUGGUACCACUUAUCGUGUUAUAACCUCUACUCCUAUCACAGAACCUGAAGUCGUGAAAAAAUCUGUUGAAUUAGAAGCAUCUAUUGAGGCAAAAGCACUUUCUCACUUUUGUGAGAAUCGUGGGAAAGAGGCGCGUAAUGAUCUCGAAUCUGAGAAUUGGAAAGUGCUUCAAACCUUGUUUAACGAAGAUGCACGUGAACAAUUAGUUCAACACCUGGGAUUUUCAAAAACUGAGGUGGUUACGCAGAUAACAGAGGCAAUCAAGUCAAUGAAAUUGGACGCCACACCCAAAACAGAGAAUGAGUCGACAGUUUCAGAGCCAAGUAGUCUUACGGACACGGGUAAAGUGGUCAUUUCUAGUAGUUCUGCAGAUGAGACAAGUGAAUCGCAAAACAUCACCAGUAAAAAAGAUGAUGGCCUUGAUGCUCUUUUCGCUGAUGCACCUAAUUCAGGUGGACUAUCGGAUGCUUCUGAUUUAUUUAAUUCUAAUACAACUACCGACGCAUUCCCCGUCACCGCGACUCUACCGACUUCAACGGAAGAAAAAACUUUGACAGCUUUCAAUUUGGGAACUUUUAAAAUUUAUCCAACUGAUGAAUCAGAAUACGAUAAACUUAUUACGCGUUCAAUCAUUCUUGGAGAUUUCGAAUCUGCGGUCAAUCUUUGUUUACAGGCUAACAGAUUAUCGGAGGCACUAGUUUUGGCGGGAUUCGGAGGACCAGAGCUCUUGCAACGUACUCAAAAUAUAUACUUUGAACGUUGCGUUUCAACGGUACCUUAUCUUCGAUUACUUCAGAGUAUCGUCUCUGGAGAUUUAUCAGACAUUGUAUACAAUGCAGAUUUAAGUGAGUGGCAAGAAGUUGUAGUUGUACUAUGCACUUUCGCUCGAGGUGAAGAAUUUGCGGGAUUGUGUAAUGCAUUGGGACAGAGAUUAGAAGAUCAGCAUCGAAAGCUGGAACUAGAUGCUGAAACCGAGGAAGCAAAAACACAAUCUCUUCACUAUCGAAGAAGCGCAGUAUUAUGCUAUUUAGCAUCGGGAAAUCUUGAGAACGUUGUGAACAUUUGGAUUGCUGAACAAGAAGAGGAGGAAUACGUAGAGCGUAAGAAAGCAGAACAAGAAGAUAAAGCGCAUCUUACUGAAUCGCCAUACUCAUACCAUGCAAAAACUUUGCAAAAUUUAAUUGAAAAGGUCACCGUUUUUCGAAAAGCAAUCGAUUACGUGGAUCCAGCAUUAAUUCCAAAUUUGGAGAGUGUUGAAUCCACAGAAUCAAAUAAUAAAUCUUUCAAGCUGGCCAAACUAUAUCAAAAGUAUGCAGAGUACGCUGAAAUAUUAGCAACGCAAGGUCGACUGAGCACCGCACUGAAAUACAUAAGUUUGAUUCCAUUAGAAUAUCAGAAUAACGACAUACAAGAUUCAUUAUCUGUAAUUAGAGAGAGAAUAUAUAAUUCGGGAGUCGACGUGGGUAACACUAAGCCACCCGCAUUUCCAUUUGAACAAGUUUUUGUUGGUGCCGAUGGUGAAUUUAAUCCAUUUAGUGCAUCUAACGAGGUAAAUCAAUAUCAACAAACUGCAAUUAAUAAUAAUAUCGUUCAAGCAUACAAUCCACAACAACAACAAAUCCCUGCAGGACAGACGAAUUAUUAUAAUCAACAACAAACAUAUCCAUAUAAUGUCCAACAGCAAGUUGCAAAUCCAGGUGGUGUAUAUCAACAACAGCCGCCGCCAGCAUUGCAACAACAAAUUUCACCCAAUCAACAACCUAUUGGUUAUAAUAAUCGAUUUGCUCAAGCAGGAUAUAAUGUGUCAGCUCCUUAUCAACCCGCUUAUCCAACUGGUUAUCCCCAACAAUAUCCGAUCAAUAAUAAUACGACUAAUCAAUUUAUUCCGUCACCAUUUCCUCCCGUUGCUGCUCAAGCCACUCCUUAUCAAGUUAACGCAAAUGCGAAUGCGAACGCAGCUGCAAACCCCACCAAUGACACACCUCCAGAUAUACCAGCAGCAUAUAAGAAAAACUUACCUAACUGGAAUGAUCCACCAAUUGUAUCAAAUGCUCUGGCAAAUAAACGGACAGCACAGGCACAAUCUAAUAAUAAACCACAACCUAUUACUUCACCUUUCCCAACAUCAACCUCACCCGCUCCGGCUCCACUUGCUAAUCCUAACUUCAUGCAACCGCCGCUAGUUCCUGCAGCACCACAACAUUAUCCGACUCGUGGUGGUCCACCUCCGGGAGCUCCAUAUCAACCAAUUCCACCACCAACUUCUCCUAAAAAUGUUCCAGCAGCUAAUUAUUAUGCGCAAAAUCAAGCUGCUGCGAGAAAUUCAUCAUCACCCCAAACUCGCCCAUCUCAAGAUUAUUACGGGCCUGGUCGAUCUACACCUACACCACCACCUAAUCAAGCAUAUGCGGCUAAUAAUCCUGCAAAUCUUGGUUUUCCCACGGCAACUAAUGUCCCUCAAAUACAAAACGCGCCUCAAAUACAAAAUACGACUCAAACUGCUUCACCUGUUCAACAAGCAAAAUCACCUGCCCCAGAAAAAACACCAACUCCUGUGAACAAACAUCCCACGGGGGAUCGAACUCAUAUUCCUCCCGCUCAAAAACCAAUAUACGAGAUUCUCAGUAAUGAACUGUUGCGAGCGCAGCAAAAUUCUCCGCCAAAUCAAAAGAAGGUAUUAGAUGAUACUGCGAAACGUCUUAACGCUUUAUUUGAUGAAUUAAAUAACGAACUUGUUCAGCCGGCAGUUAUCGAAAGUUUAUCCAUUCUAGUUAAAGCUUUACAAGUACGUGACUAUGGAACUGCAUCGAAAAUUCAAGUUGAUUUGAUUACCAGAUAUGAUGAGUGUCAAAAGUGGUUAAUUGGGCUGAAAAGAUUAAUAGAAAUUUUAAAGGGAUUGCCUUAG